Molecule: messenger RNA, 1150 nt
Organism: Didymodactylos carnosus
Lineage: Eukaryota; Metazoa; Rotifera; Eurotatoria; Philodinida; Philodinidae
Source: the annotation of a GenBank genome assembly
AUGCUGAAUUCAUCGUCUACGGCAACGACAACAUUAUCAUCCGAUAAAAAUGAUAAUAAUAAUAAUACUGAUAAUAAUACUAUUACAAUGGAUGAUCAGUCCCGAGCUCCUGCCAAUGUUUGGCUUUAUGCUACUCGAGCAGCAGAUGGAAAAUCAGCCACAUGUAAUAUAUGUGCAGCAAAUAUAAAAACGAAUCGUUAUUCAACAACAACACUACGCUCACAUUUAGUUACCCAACACGGAAAGACAGAAUUAAAAUUGCCGUCAAGAGAAAUAAAAGAAGAAUGUGAUUGUAGAUUACCACCACAAGAAAAAAAGAAAUUACAUGAUUUAUGUAUUCGAUGUAUUGUACAAGAUGGACGUGCUUUUGGUGAUUUAUCGAAACCGGCAAUUUCAAGACUAAUUCAUGCAAUAGUUCCAGGUUAUAAAUCACCCCAUCGGAAUUGGAUGAAACACCAUUUGAAAAGACUGAAAAAAUAUCAUACUAACAAAUUAGUUGAUGAAAUGAAGGGUGUUGAUUCUAUUUCCAUUACUGCCGAUUUUUGGUCUAACAAAUCUAAUGUAUCAUUCUUUGUUAUUACUGGCCACUAUGUUACAAAUGAAUUAAAAUUGAAAAGCACUGUUCUUCAUUAUUCAUCGUUUCCUCACCGUCAUACAGCAUCAAAUAUCGUCCAAGCAAUUAAAACAAUAUUGAAAGAUUUAGGAAUUUAUACAAAAGUCAUUACGAUCACAUGUGACGGUGCAUCAAACAUGGUUAAAGCCUGCGAAGGAUUCCCAUCCAUUCAACAAAUAUGGUGUGUGGCCCACCGUCUUCACCUCGUAAUAUGUAAUGCUUUGGGCUUUUGGAUAAAAUCAAAGUCACCAUCCUCAUUCUUAGGUGGAAUAACACCCACAGAAUCAGCAUCAAACGACACCGAUUCGAAUAACGAUGAAGAUGACGAUGAAGAUCCAUAUAUGGACGUUGAGAACGAUAAUUCAAUAUUGACUGAUAUUACUAUGUUGAUAGAGAAUAAUGAUAAUCCAAAUGAAGAUGAAAAUAUUGAAGACGAACCGCAACAGGAAGAAGAGCAAGAUGCUGAAUUAUUGCAUGACGCUCAAUCGGAUAUUGAAGACAAUGACGAUUAUGAAAUAACAGAUAAUUGGGAAAAGA